AUGCAAAUCGGAUUUGCGCGCGCCUUCUGCGACAUCCACUGUGUGCGGGAUGCCGUGAUUCGGGGCGAUCGGUCCAUCAUCCGUAACCUUGAGAUGGCAACGAAGAAGACCAACAACAACUUGAAGGCUCUGGUCAAGUGGUCAGUCGAUGCUUCUCACACGGACAUCGGGUGGAUUGGCGAGAAGCUGGACUACAUGCACAUCAUCAACACUGCCUACAUGCAGGAAAUCCACGACAUGGUGACCAAGCAGUCCCAAGCCGCGGAGGGGGAGCUCUUGCAAAACACCGAGAGAGCCACUGAUUCAAUGUUUACUGAGCUCGCCGGCUACGCUCAGGCUGCAUCCUUCGAUGAGCUCUCGAAGAUCACGGCCAAGGGAGCGUUGCAAGACUUCCUGACAUCUGCGGACUUCUCCCCGAAAGCCAAUGCCACGGCUGCCGCUUCGCUGCUUGGGCGCUUGGAUGUUUUACACCAAACGCUGCAGCGUGCCGGUCGUGGCCGGGACAAGAGUGACAUGCUGAGCCGCCAGGUUGCGCAGACUGUUCGUCAUCUCCAGCGCCAGGCAAGCUUCCAUCUCCGCACAUUGGGCGUCUACCGCCGGGAAAGCAACGCCUCGAGCCACGCCGCACGCAGCAAGGCCUCCAAGGCCUUGGCCCGGGAGCGGCACCAGGUCCUGAUGUCUUUGGACCAUAUCUGGUGGCAGCUGCGUACGAAGGUGGACUCGUAUCUGGAUGUGGCGGAGGAUGAAGUAAAAGCAUUCCAGGGCUCGCUCGUGGAGCUGAAGAACUACAUGGAGCUCCGGAUGCACUUGGGAA
Molecule: messenger RNA, 814 nt
Organism: Symbiodinium necroappetens
Lineage: Eukaryota; Dinophyceae; Suessiales; Symbiodiniaceae
Source: the annotation of a GenBank genome assembly